AGAGUUGUUUAGCAUACCAACGGAAAAUAGCUGAAGGAAGUGAUCUUGUAUUGUCUUAGGGCCGCAAAAAUCUUGUUAAAUUCAUCGCGAUCUCUCGUAAAAAGAUUUUAAAACGGAAACAAAGCAAUGACACAUCGAAAUGAAACGAUGAUCUUUCGUGAUCAGCUUGCUGAUGAUUGAUAUUAGACACAGAAAGAAAGGAAGUCGAGUUUUCGAGAACUAUGUUAUCGACUUGGACGAUACCUACAGAUCCAGGUUUUGAUACAAGAAGACCUACAAACGAAGAUCGAUACAGUCCAGUGUACGCUGAAAGGCUACCAAAGGCUAGAGUAAAACCUGAAGCACUUUCAAAUGCGAUAAAAAACCAGGGAACCUUAGCGCAGUUGUUUAAUCCUUCGGCAAGACCUUACUCCGUCGGAUCAAGACCAGGUGAAUUUUAAGCUUACAAUAAUUUCAUUAAUCACGCCAGUUUAAAGGUGUGAUCAGCAUAGACUCGUUUUAGUAUCACCUCCACAUAUAAACCAGUGUAAAUUCAUGCCCAAGCAAAACUUUAUUGUGUGCAGAAAAGUAGUCAUCUAAGUUUCCUGCUUUCUUUGAUGAUUAAUGCAGCUCUUGCCUGUAGUGUUUAUUGCAGUAUUCAGUGAACGCUUGUGAAUCAGUUUAGUUAUUUCCUGAUGUGCUACGUGUUUCUGACAAUCGUUUGUGGCAAAAGUGAGUGCUUGGACAUUGUGUCCUAGUAUUCAGGCCCUAACAAAUUUUUGGCUGAUAAUAGAUCGAAAAAUACUAAAGAAUUACAAGCUUUAGAUUAGCACAUGUCAUGUUUCUGAUGUGUUAUUGAAAAAUUUACAGGUGCUCUGAAUUGUUUGAUCUUUUAUAAAUGCAUACUUUCAUCUCUGUUCUUAGCUUCAGCGCAAAACAAGAAUUUUGCAAAAGAAAAUGUCCAUCGAAUUAAAGAAAUACAGAAAGCAAAUCGUGAAAAACAGCGAGGGUCUACCCCAAGUGAACCAGUGAAGGCUGUUUAUAAACCAGGAAAGUUUGAUUCUGUUGAAUCCAAGGUGGCCCUGGAAAUUAAGGUGUGUAGAAUAUUGCUUCAUGGUUUUAUGGUUUGAACCUUUUUUGAAUGAAUGGCUUCUUUAUACCAUAGGCAUAUCCACAUGAGGUUUUAACUCUUUCAAUUUUCAAGGUCUCAGAAAUUUUUUAGAAACUUUCUCCUUACUGCCUGUCAUACAAUUCUUAUGAUGUUACUUUAGAUAAUUUGGUAUCGGAUCAACUAAUAAUCCCCCAAUUGUUAUUUUCUUUACUCUCAUCACUUGUCUGCUUGAUAUUAUACUGUAAUUUAUUGUAAGCAGAAAUUACAUCUCAGUCUCUUAUGGAAGUUAUAGGGUCAAUAGAUUUUUAAGAGGCAUCAGCAUGUACCUAACUUGGAAAAGAGAGUCAUGAGGAAUAAAACAAAAAUCAAUAGUACAGAUGAAGUAGAAAGUAAAAGUACAGCAAGUAGAACAAAAAGAAUUAAUUAACUUUAAAUUACCAAGGUAGCUAUUUAUAUAGCAAUUCAUGGAAGGGUGCCACCUCUUGGUCUGUUCAAAAGGUUGAUAAAGUUAUCCACUUUGGUAACAAUUAUCUGACCACUGAAUAACAUUAUCUAACCAUAGAUGUUAACUGAGCCCAAACAAACUCACCAAUAUUUGUGCCACUCCCAACAUGUCACUUUGUAACUUAUUUGGUAAUGGUGCCCAACUAGUAUCUGGGAGGCAGAAUUCAUAGCCUGAAUUUUUUCAGGCUUUUCUGCAAUGGAAAUUUUCUUUUCUUACUUUCCUUCACCUUGUGAGGAUCAUGUCUUUUCCCUAAAUCCACUACUGGUAAAAUUAAGCAUUCAAUUCUGCUAAAAAUUGGGAAAUGGCUGCUGCAAAAACUUUUUCUAUGGUAUUUUAAUAACUCUAUUGUUUAUGAUCAGCACUUGGGGUCAAACAAGGCAAAAGUAGCCCACCAAAGAUGGCAGACCAGCUAGAAGUUUUGAUUGGCUGGUAGCUUUUAUCGACAGUUCUGUCAUAUUUGUAUUUGUUUUUUUCAUUUUAUUUCUGGUUUAGGCAGCCCCACCGUCUCUAAAGCGUUCCAACUCUGCCACAUUUCUGCGAGCUGGCUCAAGGAAUGGUCCCCCAGUCAAGGACCGCCCAACUUCUUGUGAACCAGUGGUACCUCGUGAAAUGAAACUGACUGUUCCCAAAGCAACCAUAGCUAAAGAGGUAAGUUCUACAUCUGUGUUUACAACAUAAUUCAGAGUUUCUAAAGCUGGUGUCUAGGCCCUUUGCUCAAAAUGUCAGUUUUCCAAACUUUUUACAGUGACCAAUUUACAUUAACCCUUUAACUAAAGGGAUCUGAUUGUUAAUUCUCCCCUCUACCUGCCACACAUUUCCAUGUAAAUUAAUUAUGAGAACUUGGUGUUAGAUCAAGAUAACAACUUCUACCUGAUUAGUUUGAAUAUUCUCAUUACCCGUUUGCUGGAUAAAGUAAGGAUAUUAUGGGGAGAAGUUUCAUGUUGAUCACUUCUGGGAGUUUAAGUGUUAACAACUCAGGUGAUAAAACCAAACUAUCCACUUAUACCCCUAACCCUUUAACUCCCAGAUCAAAUUUGUAAUUCUCCUUACUGUCAACCAUACAAUUCUUGUAAUGUUAUUUCAGAGAAUUUAGUAUUGAAUCAACUGAUUAUCCCUAAAUUGAUACUUUUCUUUAUUCUCAUCACUUAUCUGGUUGAUAUUGUAUUGAUAUUGUAAGGAGAAAUUCUGUCUUGGUCACUCAUAGGAGUUAAAGGGUUAAAGGAUGCAGCCCCACAGUUUCUUUAGAAACUAAUGCUUCUUUAGUUCUCCCUUUCACUGGCAUAAUAUCAGAAUCAAACUUUCCUCCCUGAACACAAUACAUGUUUUCGUUAGUUACCUCAAUCAAGUUAGCAUUAUAUAUUAUUAUCUCCAGAGAUAAUCUGUCUGUUUGGUAGUGUAUGAAAAUAUUGUAAAGAGAAUUCUAAUUACCAAAUGAUCACUUAUGGAUAUGAAAGAGUGAAUAUACAUGUAUUUGUUUGGAGCUUCAGGCAUCAUUAGGCAGAAAAGUUGCUUAUUACCCUGCAAGGGGUUCGUCAAGCCCUCUUCCUUGUUUCUUCCUAGUGAGAGACAACUGUUGUGCUCUCGGAACAAUGAUACAACUUUAGACAUUCAAGAUAUACAUGUAACAACAAUUAGUUAUUCCCUUGAAACUUAGAUAUCCUUACUUUUAACUAUGGUAGUGUAUCCAUCAUGUCCAAUAAUUUCGUUUUAUUUCAGCACAAACCCCAAGUUAAAAAUGUCAACCACAUCGGCCAAAAUGUCCGCCGAGCCCCUUCACCUCUUAGACCCCGCCCGCCCUCAGUUAUCGCAGCAGAAGAAUUAGCAGCCAAGAAAAAAGAGCAAGAAAAGCGAUACCAGAAAGGAAAAGUACCUAAAUAGUGAGUGCAGUUUUACUAGCCUGCAGAAUAGGCGUAAUUUUGGCGGGCGAGUGUUGAGUAUUAUCUUGGGAAAAUCAUGGCUGCCAUCUUUGAUUUUUACAGCAGUGAAAGGCUGGGGAGAGAAAGAAAUUUGUACCAAGGGGGUGAGUGACGAUCAAAAGAAGGAGAGGAGCGAGGGUGGGGUAAUGAAUAUUAGUUUUUCCUCUUUCCCACCCCCCCCACCGUCCACUCCAGCUCCAAAUCAAAUAUGACGGAUGGAAUGAACGAUCGCGAACUUAAUGAUGUCAACUCGCUCUAAUAAGAUGCUUGUACUGCAGGCUACAUUUUUUUUCUGUAUUCAUGGGUAUUGAUGAAUAACUUGUGGGAAUUUGGUUUUAGAAUUUGGAUCGCAGAUCAGAACAAUAACAAAAGUCUUGUAAUAAUUUAGGAGAAUUUGCUUUCGUUGCAAUGAUGUCUGCAGAUGGUUGAUGUUCCAGCGUUGUUUUGUUAGGACCUCAAACCAGCGGCGUGGCUGAAAGUUAUGAAUGUGAUUAAUUUGCAGCCUGAAAGAGCGUCAAAAACAGUGGGAGGAGGAAGAAAGAAUAAGAAUCGCCAACACACCAGAUCCAAGUAUACCUCCUGGACACACUCUGAUGCCCAGAGAAGAACGGCUACAGACUCUGGCAGACCUUCAAAAAAGUAAGUUAAAGUUUAUCGUUGGAAUCAGGCUUAAGGCGCGUGAGAUCUGCUCAAGUUUCAAACAUGUGUUGGUCAUGCUUUUGUGCGGGGUUCAAGUAAAGUAAAUCCUCUAAGGAUGGAAACAAGGCUAAGGACGCCCGAGAUUUGCGACUAAGAUCGCGAGUUUAACAAGCGUUUAAACGCGUGGCUGACGCGCCCGUCCAAUACACCCAAACCACUACGAUUCGUCCACAGCCGUUGACGAAUCGACACACCGGAAGUAGAAUCGUGCGUUAACAUACCGGAAGUCAAGGGGCGUGAGCAAUGUAUGAAAGUAAAAGUAGGAUAAAAAGAGAAAGUGACAACGUAAACCUUCCACUUCCUCAAAGCGUAAAACGGUCGGAGGUCCAUUGUCAGAAUAUUCUAAAUAUUAAAAUGAACCUUUUUUCCUUCCUAAAGCGUUAAAUAGGGGCAUUAAAUGUUGACGAAUCGACACGAUUUGUACGGGUCGACACGACUCGUCAUUAGUAAUAUCCAUCCGUCUCACCGGAAGUCGAUUUGCAAAAGAAGACGAUACAACUUAACUUACUCUCGGGAGAAACUCCAAGAAUUGUUUCGGAGAGUAUGCGUGUUGUUUUGUAAAUAUAAACACUGCAAUCCAGGGCGUGAAAUUGCGCCUAAUACAGGCGCCAAUGCGACUAAAUUUUUCACUUUGGCGACCAAAUCCUGAAAGUUAGUCGCCAAAUUGGCGACUAAAACGUUUCAUCAUAACCUUACCAAGAGAUAUAGUGAAUUAAAAAGAUUCGCAAAUAUAAACCCGCGGCAAACUUCCUCGUUAAGUUUGUUUCCAAAACGUAGCACAUGCAUCUCGAUCGAUAACUAAACGCCAUCUUGGAUUUAGAUGAGCUUUAAUGUUGUAUAUCAUCCAUCCUAGUGUCCACUUGGUAGCACGUUAAGGAUCUUUUCCCUAACUUAAUUUUGGAGGGUCUCUCUAGAACGCUGACAGCGUAAAGAAAGAUUUUGUUUGUCUUUGAAAAUGGCGACCAACUUUUUUUGAAUUGGCUACCACUUUGAAGAAUUUAGAAGCCAAGUGGCUAUCAGAAAAAAUAAUUAAUUUCACGCCCUGCAAUCUAUUUUAACUUGUUUUUGUUUCCUUUAAGUAACGCGAUAUGUCUGUUAUGACCAGAGUACCAAGUUUUAUUCUUUAAUUUUGAUCUUCUCCACACUGUGCGUAGUUCAUGACCUGAUAUUUCAACGUAAAUUAUCGAGGCGCCUUCCGAUCACUUUUGUCUACUUUGUAAGUCACGCAAGCGCGCAAGCGUUACGACCGAUCAUGUUUACGCAACGAUUCAGGACAACUCGGCAUCUAAUCUCCUUUCAGUUGCUGUGAAAACCUUUAAUCCUCAACGUAGAAGAUAAACGAACGAAGUUUGAACGGUCAAAAGGAGAUCUUGGUCAAUUCUAAGAGUCAUGCAAAUGAUCUAUGACACGAGCGCAAUUGAGCAAACACAUGGAUUUGCGUUGUUUUUAAGAGGUUGGUGGAUGGAAGCUAGAGAUAUACCCGCGGGUUUGAGGCAAUUUGUGACCUCGUUGGUGUAUAAACUAUGCACUGAUAUGCUUUUUCAGCCCGAUUAAUGCCUGCAUUUUGAGAAUUCUUUCGUACAAAGUAGCGAGUUCUUGAUAUGCAAAUUAAGUUUGAAGAGAAGGGUCUCCUCUGAUCACGCUGGUAUGAAAAAUAUUUCAGCUGAAGUUUUCAUAUUUUGUCUGUGAACUAAAUGAAUACACCUUGUAACUUAUAGCAAGAUAGAAUCCCGUGAGUUACAUUGUUACAGUCGCUGCGCGCUGGACAAAAUCUUUGAAAUUUACACUUUCGAUCGCUGUCCACAGGGGUGGUCUGGCCAAAAAUCAUUUUUGGCUUGUGGCGACGCAAAAAAGAGAAUUGGAGAACAACUAAACAAGUUUUGGAACAUGUGCCCUAAACCCUUUUCAUGGGCAAAAAAUAAAAGAGAACUUUUUUCCGUCGGGAAGUUGAGAGGACCGCUCUUAGUGGCACUUAAAUAUCACACUUAUCUCGCCCUGGGCAGUAGUUUAGUUGUUAAUGCGAAGGUCUCAAGUACCCAGAGCAGAACUUUCUUUUCAGAACGUUCUUGGUGGAAAAUUGAUGUAACGUUAUCUUUUUUACUAUUUUUCUUUCUUUACAGAUCAAACAGAACUUCUCGCCCAACUAAACGCACUUCCCGUUCGAGUCGACACACUGAGAGUAAAGACUGCAAAAGCUGACCUUGAAAGGAAACUCGCAGAGAUAGAGGACGCUAUUAAGAUAUUUUCUCGACCUAAAGUGUUCGUUAAAGUGGACGACUGA
Messenger RNA from Pocillopora meandrina, 6491 nucleotides. The record is from the annotation of a GenBank genome assembly. NCBI's taxonomy places the organism in Eukaryota, Metazoa, Cnidaria, Anthozoa, Scleractinia, Pocilloporidae.